CCCAAAUUCAUCUUUGUAGUCGUCCUUUUCGUCUUCCCUUUGCUCUGGUCUCCUCGACGCAUCUCCGCCUUGCUCCGCGCUUCCUUCCACCAGAUCGGCCCGACAAUAACCGAUUCCGAAGCUUUGCGACCAUGGAAUUCUGUCCCGAGCACUGAUCCGUUCCGCGUCGUUUACUUACCGGGCGGUCCUGUCCGCCCCUGUCGCAUCCCGGCGCGUCUCCAAAAAGAUGGGAUCUUUGGUCCCUGGAGUCGGGUCGGGGGCCUACGACGAGGGAUUCUUUGUCUGUCAGUCUCAAUGAAGCUUAGGUAUCAAGAACUCUAGCUUAAGAAUUCUUUCUUCGGUCCUGGGGCUCCUUUCGUGCGAUGGCAUCGUCGCCAGUGAAGUUCUUCAGCGCUCUUCUGGUCGUUUCUUCGGUUGGAUGGGUCAUUUUUGUAUUUGCUUCCAGAUUGCUGGCUUGGUUUUUGAGUCGGAUUUUGAAGGCAUCUGUUGGCUUACGGGUUGCUGGGUGCAAUUGUCUAAGGGAUGUUACCAUGAAAUUCCAAAAGGGUUCCAUUGAAUCAUUAUCUAUUGGAGAAAUUAAACUCAGUUUUCGCAAAUCACUUGUCAAGCUGGGAUUUGGUUUUAUCUCUAGGGAUCCCAAACUUCAAUUGUUGAUAUCUGAUAUUGAAGUUGUAAUAAGACCUUCACUGCAAAGCAAAAAGGUAAAUAAUGCUAGCAGGGUGGAGAAACCUCGAUCUGCUGGAAGAGGGAAGUGGAUGUUGCUAAGUAGCAUUGCUAGAUUUCUUUCGGUUUCAGUGACAGAUUUCAUUGUGAAGGUGCCAAAAGCAAUCAUUGAAGUCAAAGAACUUAAGUUGGACAUUUCUAGAGAAGAACCAAAUCAGAUUCUUCGUGUGAAAUUGCACCUUGUACCAUUUAUGAUUCAUUUAGGUGAUCCAUUUCUCAGUGUUGAUAAUACUUUAACUUCUAAUCAAAAGGAAUGUUUGCAAGAUGAACAAUCAUUUUCUUCUGUUAUGGAGAAGAACUCUUUUGUAUGUGAGGACUUGUCAGUGGCUUGUGAUUUUGGUCACGACAGGGAGAAAGGUAUCAAAGUCAGCGAUCUGGACAUGGUAUGUGGAGAUGUUUCAGUUAAUGUUAAUGAAGAUCUCUUUAAAAGGAAAGAUAAAAAUCUGGAACUGCCAUAUGACACUGCAACUGAGGGUGCUACAUCAGCUAUGAUUUCCGAAAUAUCUGAAAAACACAAGUCCACCCCUUCCACAAAGAGGCAUAUUUUUGCUUUUCCUGAAAAGGUUAGCUUCAGUAUGCCAAAACUUGAUGUGAAGUUUAUGCACAGAGGAAAAGAUAUCAUGAUUGAGAAUAAUGUAAGGGGCAUACAUCUGAGCAGCAGUAAAUCACAGCUACAUGAGGAAUCAGGGGAGACUACAUCACAUUUUGAUGUUCAAGUGGUUUUCAGCGAAAUUCAUUUAUUAAAUGAAGGGACUAGUUCAAUCAUGGAGAUUAUGAAAGUUGCUAUUGUCACAUCUUUGGAUGUUCCGGAUGAACGGCUUCUACCUAUCAGAGUUGAGAUUGAUGUGAAACUUGGUGGUACCCAGUGCAAUCUCAUUAUUAGCAGAUUAAAACCAUGGUUGCAACUCCUAAUGUCCAAAAAGAAAAGUUUUAGCCUUGGGAAGGAUAAUUCUCGACAUGAAAACUCUCAAACAAAUCAUGUUAAAUCAAUCAUGUGGACAUGUACUGUUUCAGCCCCAGAGAUGACUAUUGCCCUUUAUAGUGUUACAGGACUGCCGCUAUAUCAUGGUUGUUCACAGUCUUCACAUUUAUUUGCGAACAACAUAGCAUGUAAGGGGAUACAAGUCCACAUGGAACUCGGUGAGCUACAAUUGCACAUGGAAGAUGAAUACCAGGAGUGUUUGAAGGAGAACUUGUUUGGAGUAGAAACUAAUUCAGGUUCUUUAAUGCACAUUGCACGACUAAGUCUAGAUUGGGGUCAAAAGGAAAUUGAAUCCAAAGAACAACAAGGUCUAACUAGGUGGAUGUUGGUAUUUUCAGCUGAUAUAAGUGGUAUGGGAAUAAACUUUGGCUUUCAGCAUAUUGAGUCUCUUGUAUACAACUUAAUGUCAUAUAGAACACUGAUCAAAACCUUAUCAUCUUCUAAUAAAAGGGCUACAGACUUUAAGGUUGCAUACUCUAGCAAAAAGUCAGCAAAAGGAACACGAAUAAUGAAACUGAAUCUUGAAAAAUGCUCAAUAUGCUAUCAUGGUGAAAUGGCUAUUGAAGAUGCUGUUGUAGCAGAUCCAAAACGUGUGAAUUUUGGUUCACAUGGCGGCCAUGUAGUAAUUAGUACAUCAGAAGGUGGGAUGCCACGUGUAGCAAAUAUUAUUUCAACAUUCCCAAAUAACAGUAAGAUCCUCAAAUUCUCAACAUCUCUUGAUAUCUUGCAGUUUAGUUUAUGUGUAAACAAAGAAAAGGAAUCAACACAGAUGGAAUUAGAGAGAGCUAGAUCUUUUUAUAUGGAAUUUACUGAAGGCCAUAAACCUGGUAGUAAAGUGACUUUGUUUGAUAUGCAAAAUGCAAAGUUUGUGCGUCGUUCUGGUGGUCUUACUGAUGUUUCUGUUUGCUCCCUAUUUAGUGCAACUGAUAUUACUACUAGAUGGGAACCUGAUGCUCAUUUGGCAGUAUACGAAAUUUUUGCUCGCGUUAAGCUUUUAUUAAAUAAUAGCAAGAUCCAACACUCUGACAAUGAGGUAAAGGUGUUGGCUGAUAGAGUGAAAGAAUUGGAAUUUGAAAAGGUUUCUAUGAAAGAUAAAAUUCGAGCUGAAAAGCUACUUGGUAAACAAGAGUCAAUUUUUGCUGUUGAUGUGGAGAUGUUAAGAGUAUCUGCUGAAGUUGCAGAUGGUGUGGAAACAGAAAUUCAGGUACAGUCUAUCUUUUCAGAGAAUGCUAGGAUAGGUGUAUUACUUGAAGGCUUUAUGCUUAGUUUCAAUGGCGCCAGGGUGUUGAAAAGCAGCCGAAUGCAGAUUUCAUGUAUUCCAGUUCCACCAGGUAACACACAUGAUGCUAAGGCACAAUAUAGUGUGACAAGGGAUUGGGUCAUUCAAGGACUAGAUGUGCAUAUUUGUAUGCCCUACCGGCUACAGUUACGUGCUAUAGAGGAUUCUAUUGAGGAUAUGUUUCGGGGUUUGAAGCUUAUUAGUACAGCUAAAACAAGUAAGAUUUUUCCUACUAAGAAGGAUAGUUCAAAGACUACAAAAUUCAAAUCAACAAAAUUUGGUUCUGUUCGAUUUGUCAUACGGAAAUUCUCAGCAGAAAUUGAAGAAGAACCAAUUCAGGGCUGGCUUGAUGAGCAUUACUUCUUGUUGAGAAAUGAAGUGUGCGAGGAAGCUGUGCGCAUGAAGUUUCUUGAUGAGAUUCUGUCUUCUUGCAACAGGGUUAUGGGGAAUGGGGACAAAAGUGAUUUCAAAUUCCAAAAAGCUAUCCAUAAUGGAAUUGAGUUUGAUUUGAAUGAUUUUUCAGCUAUUAAGAGGUUGAAGGAUGACAUACACAGGCAAACAUUCAAAUCUUACUACCAGGCAUGUCAGAAGAUUGUCCAUGCAGAAGGAUCUGGUGCAUGCUCAAGAGAUUUACAAUCUGGUUUCCAAAUGAGUAGUCGUAGAUCUUCACUUCUAUCACUUUGUGCUACUGAGUUGGAUGUAACUUUGACCAGAAUUGAAGGAGGUGAUGCUGGAAUGGUUGAGUUCAUAAAAGAUAUUGAUCCAGUCUGCUUGUCUAAUGAUAUACCAUUCUCCAGGCUCUAUGGAAGAGAUAUUGAUGUACAUGCUGGUACUUUGAUUGCUCAGCUUAGAGACUAUACAUAUCCUCUAUUUUCUGGAAGUUUGGGCAAAUGUAAGGGGCGUGUUGUGCUUGCUCAACAGGCAACUUGUUUCCAACCCCAAAGACAUCAAGAUGUAUUCAUUGGGAGAUGGAGAAGAGUGCGCAUGCUCCGCUCAGCUAGUGGAACAACUCCACCAAUGAAAAUGUACUCUAACUUGCCUAUAUACUUUCAGAAAGGUGAAGUAUCUUUUGGAGUGGGAUAUGAGCCAGUAUUUGCUGAUAUAAGCUAUGCAUUUACAGUAGCUCUAAGGAGGGCUAAUCUAAGCACCAGAAGCCAGAAUUCUCAUUUAAAUUAUCAUAAUUCCUCAAAUGAUUCAACUGCUACAAAUUUAGUUCUAGAGAGUCAACUGCCUAAAAAGGAACGUAGUUUACCAUGGUGGGAUGAUAUGAGAUACUAUAUCCAUGGAAAGAUUGUGUUGUAUUUUAACAAGACUUGCAAGUCUGGAACUCCCCUGAAUCAUUAUUUACAUGCACUACCUAAGGAGAUGAACCCACGUGAAAAAGUAUUUGAUCCAUUCCGGUCAACUUCUCUUUCGUUAAGAUGGAAUUUCUCUCUAAGACCUUUGCUGCAGGAUGGAAAUCCUGGAGACAACAUGAUGCUAGAUCAGGCCAUCUAUGAGACUUCACAACAGUUGGAGAACAUUGACUCCCCGCUUAUGAAUCUAGGAGCCCAUGACUUAGCAUGGGUAUUUAAAUGGUGGAGCCUAAAUUAUAACCCCCCAUAUAAGCUACGUUCUUUCUCCAGAUGGCCUCGAUUUGGAAUCCCAAGAGCUUCCAGAUCUGGUAACUUGUCUCUAGACAAGGUUAUGACCGAAUUAUGUCUUCGUCUUGAUUCCACACCUUCUUGCAUCAAGCAUAUGCCUUUAGGCGAUGAUGAUCCUGCAAUUGGUUUAACUUUUAAAAUGUCAAAAUUGAAAUACGAAUUAUGCUACAGUCGUGGAAAGCAGCUAUACACCUUUGAAUGCAAGCGUGAUCCUCUUGAUCUUGUCUACCGAGGACUUGACCUUCACAUGCUGAAAGCCUACUUAGAUAGAGAUUGUAGUUCAUCUGCAGUUCAUGAGAUUCAAGCAACUAAGAGAGCUUCAAUGACAGGUAAAGUCAAUGAUAAAUGCAGCCAGCCACAUAAUUUUACGGAAAGAAGUAGGGAUGAUGGUUUUCUUUUGUAUUCUGAUUAUUUCACAAUAAGAAGGCAAGCACCUAAGGCUGAUCCUGAAAGAUUAUUGGCAUGGCAAGAAGCUGGAAGAAAAAAUCUUGAGAUGACCUAUGUUAGGUCGGAGUUCGAAAAUGGUAGUGAGAGUGAUCACACACAAUCAGAUCCAAGUGAUGAUGAUGGGUUUAACGUUGUAAUAGCUGACAAUUGCCAACGGAUAUUUGUAUACGGCCUCAAGCUCCUUUGGACACUUGAAAACCGAGAUGCUGUCUGGUCCUGGGUAGGUGGAAUAUCUAAAGUCUUUGAAGCUCCCAAGCCUUCUCCCUCUCGUCAAUAUGCACAGAGGAAAUUAAUUGAGGAACAACAGAAGAGAGAUGAACCUGAAGAUCCUCGUGGUGACAUCUUAGUCUCCUCUACUUCUGCAAUACAUGCUGGCAGUUCUGCUUCUAAACAAGCUGAAACAUCUGAAUCAAAUUCAUUAGGUUCUUCUUCAGCCAAAGCUGAAUGCAUACAAUCUGAUGUAAAUGUAAAGCCUGGGCAGAUUGAUGAUCCAGAGGAGGAAGGGACACGCCAUUUUAUGGUUAAUGUCAUUCAGCCUCAAUUCAAUCUUCAUUCUGAGGAAGCUAAUGGUAGAUUUCUUCUUGCUGCUGCCAGUGGCCGUGUUUUAGCUCGUUCAUUUCAUUCAGUUCUCCAUGGGUAUGAGAUGAUAAAGCAAGCUCUUGGAACUAGCAAUAUUAAAAUUCCAGAAUUCCAACCUGAAAUGACUUGGAAGCGAGCAGAGCUUUCAGUGAUGCUGGAACAUGUUCAAGCGCAUGUUGCACCUACUGAUGUUGAUCCUGGUGCUGGACUUCAAUGGCUACCGAAGAUUCUCCGAAGCUCACUGAAAGUAAAAAGGACGGGUGCUUUGCUGGAAAGGGUAUUUAUGCCAUGUGAAAUGUACUUCAGGUACACUAGGCAUAAGGGUGGAACUGCAGAUUUGAAAGUGAAGCCUCUAAAAGAGCUAUCCUUUAAUUCUCCUAAUAUCACUGCAACUAUGACAUCACGUCAGUUUCAGGUGAUGCUGGAUGUUCUCAGCAAUCUCCUGUUUGCCAGGCUUCCAAAGCCUCGUAGAAGUAGCCUUUCCUAUCCAUCUGAAGACGAUGAAGAUGUUGAGGAAGAAGCCGACGAGGUAGUUCCUGAUGGUGUUGAAGAGGUUGAAUUGGCAAAAAUUAACCUUGAGAAAACAGAAAGAGAGAGGAAGCUGCUCCUAGAUGACAUUAGGACCUUAUCGGGUGAUUCCCACUCUGAUUUGUGUUCACAAGAAAAGAGUGGUGACUUGUGGAUGAUUACCGGUGGGAAGUCUAUUCUGGUGCAAGGUCUAAACAAAGAUCUGGUAAGUAUUCAGAAGUCCAGGAAAGAGGCAUCUUCUGCAUUGCGGAGGGCUUUGCAAAAAGCUGCACAGCUACGUCUAAUGGAGAAAGAAAAGAACAAAAGUCCAUCUUGUGCUAUGCGGAUUUCCAUGAGAAUCAAUAAAGUCGUUUGGACUAUGCUUGCUGAUGGAAAAUCUUUUGCUGAAGCAGAGAUAAAUGAGAUGAUGUAUGAUUUUGAUCGGGAUUACAAGGACAUUGGUGUUGCUCAAUUUACUACUAAGUCCUUUGUUGUUAGAAAUUGCCUACCUAAUGCAAAGUCAAACAUGCUAUUGUCAGCAUGGAAUGCUCCUCCUGAAUGGGGAAAAAAUGUAAUGCUUCGUGUGGAUGCCAAGCAGGGUGCUCCAAAGGAUGGAAAUGCACCACUUGAACUUUUCCAGGUGGAAAUAUAUCCAUUGAAGAUUUAUUUAACAGAAACAAUGUACAGAAUGAUGUGGGAUUACUUUUUCCCAGAAGAAGAACAAGAUUCACAAAGACGGCAGGAAGUUUGGAAAGUUUCAACCACUGCUGGUUCAAGGCGCCCAAGAAAAAACUUUACUGGUCCUGAAGCAGCAUCAACUAGUCAAUCUACAAGAGAAGCUGAGGUACCAGGUAGACUUAGUGCAACAACUUUAACAUCAGGGAAUACUGGAUCCUCUGUUGCUGGUUCUCAUGCUGAUACUUCUCAGGUAUCUAAGUUGCAGAAUUUGAAAGCAAAUAUGAUCUGUGGUUCAAAUCCAGAGCUUAAACGAACAUCUUCAUUUGAUAAAUCUUGGGAGGAAAACACACUGGAAUCUGGAGCUAAUGAACUUGAAUUCCAAGUUCAAUCACUGAAUAGCUCUUCAAAGAGUGGUCCUAUUAACUCAGUGCCAGAAAGUCAGCAAACAGCUAACGAGGCUUCUAAAAAUAGACCAAAAGACAGUAAGGCUAUUAAGUCUGCCCGUUUGCCUCAUGAAGAAAAGAGGGUUGGAAAAACCCAUGAUGAGAAAAGAGCUAGAGCCCGAAAGAUGAUGGACUUUCAUAAUAUCAAGAUAAGCCAGGUUGAGUUACAAGUUACAUAUGAAGGAUCACGAUUUGCUGUAAAUGAUUUGAGGCUGCUGAUGGACACAUUUCACCGUGUUGAUUUUACUGGCACUUGGAGGAGACUCUUUUCACGAGUUAAGAAACAUAUAAUUUGGGGAGUUUUAAAAUCUGUAACUGGCAUGCAGGGUAAGAAAUUUAAGGAUAAGGCCCAUAGCCAACGAGAAGUGCAUGGCAAUGCUGUUCCUGAUAUUGAGCUUAAUUUCAGUGACAGUGAUGGAGAUCAUACUGGAAAAUCAGAUCAGUUUCCUGCAUCUUUGUUGAAGCGGCCAGCUGAUGAAGGGUUUGUCACUUCCAUCAAAGGUCUUUUCAAUUCCCAAAGACGAAAAGCUAGAGCAUUUGUCCUUAGAAUGAGAGGUGAUGCAGAAAAUGAUUAUCAUGGUGAAUGGAGUGAAAGUGAUCCUGAGUUCUCACCCUUUGCCAGACAACUGACGAUCACAACUAAAAAGCUUCUAAGACGGCAUACAAAAAAGUUUCGCUCAAGAGGGCAGAAGAAUUCAGGAUUAACGCUGCAACGUGAAUCAGUUCCUUCAACCCCAAGAGAAUCUACACCAUUUCAAAGUGAAUCGUCUGGAGAAUCUUCCUAUGAAGACUUGCAUGGGUAGAGUGAACAUCUGCAUGCAUUGUUUUACUUGUUGCUGGUGUUCGCUAAAGCCACAACACUAUCACUGCCAUGAUUGUCAAAUGAUCAAGAUUGUGAGUUAUAAACUUUGGCUGCCAAUUGAAGAUGAUGAAUAAUGAUAAUUUUCGUACAGAAUCAAAAUGUGGCGCUGAGCAGAGAUGAGAUAUUAGCUUUACGGCACUAAUUUCUUUGACAAAAUGUGGCAGCCUUCAACUUGUAUAUAUCUUUGAGAUGCAUUGCUGUGCUUUUAAUAUCCAAUUGUAAUUCCAGGCAAUCCUUGUAUAGAAAGCUAUGUAGAAUCAACGGGUCCCCUUAUUUGUAGACAUUUUCUCGGCAUAUCUUGUGCCUUCAUUGUUUUCCCCCCUCGAACAUUGUACCCCAAAAAAGGCAAAUAAACAAUAUUAAGGUGGUCGGAUAUGCAGUUGAGCCUGUUGAGUUGAGUGGGUGUGUUGCUGAUAUGAAACUGUGAAACUGGAGUCGCUAAUUUUUUUAUAUAUAUAUUCUUGAUGAUUUAUAAGGAAAUAUUUAUUCUUAUGUUUA
Messenger RNA from Zingiber officinale, 8641 nucleotides. Its product is annotated as protein SABRE-like. The record is from RefSeq and is a predicted model, not a curated record. NCBI's taxonomy places the organism in Eukaryota, Viridiplantae, Streptophyta, Magnoliopsida, Zingiberales, Zingiberaceae.